Molecule: messenger RNA, 1729 nt
Organism: Pseudo-nitzschia multistriata
Lineage: Eukaryota; Bacillariophyta; Bacillariophyceae; Bacillariales; Bacillariaceae
Source: the annotation of a GenBank genome assembly
UUAGAUGGCUACUGACGAUCCAUCCUCAUCGGCAGAAGCGAUGAGCCCGUUUUCCAACCAGUUCAAGAUUACCUUUGCGGCAAUCUUAUUCAUGACGUUUCUAGAAUGUGUUGGCUACAUGGCGGUUAUGCCGUCGCUGAUCUUUUAUGUCCGAGAAUUGGGCGGAUCGGAUGAACAAUAUGGUUUGAUUUUGGCGUCAGCCAAUUUUUCUUCCUUUCUGAUGAUGCCCUUGUAUGGCUCGUGGGUAGACGCAUUGGGCAAUAAAUAUCGGCUUCCCUUGUUUUUCGGUUCGAUCUUCUCCAUCAUUGGGAUGAUCCUCUAUUCCGUCGCCAUUUGCUUUCCCAAGCCUAUCGGUGUAUGGGUCUUGUUGUUAUCUCGAAUUAUAUAUGGGAUCGGAGCCUCGUCGGGAUCAAUCUACUUUUCCUACAUUGCCUCGGUUGUGGAACACGACCAGCUUACUUAUAGCACACAGUUGAUAUCCAUGGCCACAUAUGGAGGAUUAGCUGUUGGACCCUUUUUUAAUUCGAUGAUUUCAAACGUGAAUACAGAGUGGAACGUUCUGGGUUCCGGAUGGAUACUCCCGCUUGAUGCACUCAACGCUGUUGGCUUGCUCAUCGCCACCAAUGAUAUCAUUGCUUUGGUCCUAAUGUAUUUGUACGUGCCCGAGCCGCCAAAGAAAGAGAAAAGCGAAAGCGAAGCACAAACUGCUGGUGCUGCUGCUGCUGACACGACCGGCUCUACCGAUGCUGCAUGGAGUGAUGUUUUUAAAGAACUAAAAUCCUUUCGCUUGUUGUUGCCGCUAAUCACGACUUAUGUGGUCGGCGCCAACUACCAGCUAAUCGAGGCAUCCUUUUCUCCCGCAGCUAUGCACGGCUUGGGUUGGGGACCCGUUCAGACCUCGGCUGUGUUGGGGGGCAAUACAGUAACCUUGGUGCUGUUUACGUUCAUUUCCUUAUACUUGUCGACGGAAGUUAAGGUCCGAGAUGGGACAAUGAUUAUGGUCGGGUUUAUGUUGUGGUUUGUGGCUGGAAUCGGGAUGUAUGCCUUCUGGAUAUACCCCGCUACGGCGAUGGAUUAUGUGGUGCCAAUUUCAAUCGGUUUGGCGGGUUACCCACUAAUUGGACCCGCGACUCGAUCCGAAUUUUCGAGAUACAUUCACAUUCGACCGGAGUUAGAGCCGUUGCAAGCUCGUCUGCAGUCCAUCAUUGGCAUGGCAAACGAGGUGGCAAGCUUUACAACCCCGUUGUUUGUCGGUGCAUGUGUUUUGCGCUCUCCCGAAGAAGUAGAGGCAGGUAAAAACAACCACGAACUGACACCCUUUGCUCUCUACAUUCCGGUGUUUUCGGCCAUUUGCAUCUUAGGAUGGUUCUAUAAUGCGCUCCUUGAGAAGGACGAUGUGGACGAGGCUGAAGAGCUCGUGACAGAAGGUACUCCUCUCGUAUCCGAGGGAAAGAAMCCCCGCCAUAGCAUUGCAUGCAUCAAUUCUGAAUUUUCGGCCAAAAACGAAGUCAACCGAUUGCGUUCGGCUUCGAUUAUCCUUGGCGCCCACCGAAUGUCGGUUGUAGUGCCAUUCGAAACUGAACCAGAGAAAAAACUUCGUGAAAAGCUUAUGGAGGAAAAGAAACAAUGGGAAAAUAUGAUCCGUGAGAUGGAGCAAGAUGAAUAGAGUUCUUCGAUUCAGAUUUCAUCGUUGAAUUUUCAUGGCUUGUUCACUCUCUCUAUUCGUUAU